This is a messenger RNA of Balaenoptera musculus (blue whale), 3541 nucleotides long. RefSeq names its product PR/SET domain 15 (gene PRDM15). Gene Ontology annotation, molecular function: DNA-binding transcription factor activity; histone deacetylase binding; RNA polymerase II cis-regulatory region sequence-specific DNA binding. Bases 140 to 3541 code for a protein of 1133 amino acids. NCBI's taxonomy places the organism in Eukaryota, Metazoa, Chordata, Mammalia, Artiodactyla, Balaenopteridae. Gene Ontology annotation, biological process: cell fate commitment; regulation of transcription by RNA polymerase II. The transcript has 24 exons. Gene Ontology annotation, cellular component: cytoplasm; nucleus. The record is from RefSeq and is a predicted model, not a curated record.
GAACCUCAAGGUUGAAUAGGAGAUAGAAGUGACCGGUUGUGAUAAAGGUUUUGUGGAGAGCAGGCGGGCUCUCCUCCAUGAUGUCAGGCGGUGCUUAGUCCCGCCGAGAGAAAUUUGGCGUCAUGCACAGGUGGUGGCGAUGGCUGAAGAUGGGAACGAGGAGAUCAUGUUCAUCUGGUGUGAAGACUGCAGCCAGUACCACGACUCUGAAUGUCCCGAGCUGGGCCCAGUGGUCAUGGUCAAAGACUCCUUUGUGUUAAGCAGGGCAAGGUCGUCCCUUCCCUCCAACCUGGAGAUCAGACGCCUGGAAGAUGGAGCUGAGGGGGUGUUUGCUGUGACCCAACUCGUCAAGCGCACGCAGUUUGGCCCAUUUGAGUCGAGGAGAGUCGCCAAAUGGGAGAAGGAGUCUGCGUUUCCAUUGAAGGUGUUCCAGAAGGACGGGCACCCCGUGUGCUUCGACACCUCCAACGAGGACGACUGCAACUGGAUGAUGCUGGUGCGGCCGGCGGCGGAGCCCGGGCACCAGAACCUGACGGCCUUCCAGCACGGCAGCGACGUGUACUUCACCACCUCGCGUGACAUCCCCCCGGGCACCGAGCUGCGCGUGUGGUACGCGGCCUUCUACGCCAAGAGGAUGGACAAGCCCAUGCUGAGGCAGGCCUGCCCUGGGCUCCACGCUGCAGGCACCCCAGAGAGCAGCACGCCAGUGGAGGCGGAACCCAGCCGGUGGGUGUGCAAGGUGUGUUCGGCCGCCUUCCUUGAGCUGCAGCUGCUGAAUGAGCACCUGUCGGGCCAUUUGGAACAAUCCAAAAGCGUCCCCCCAGCCGGCCAGCAGGACCCGGCUGCAGAGAAGGAAGCAGACGUGCCCCGGGGGGAGCCUCCCGCGGUUCCCAAGAGCGUCAGUGCCGCCAAAGAGCAGAAGAAAAAGCCUCGAAGGGGGAGAAAACCCAAAGCAUCCAAACCAGAGCAGCCUCUAGUUAUUGUUGAAGGCAAGGAGCCCGCAGAGCAAGUGGCAGAGAUCAUGACCGAGGUCGAGCCUGUGACUGCGUCGCCGGACGAGCGGAUCAUGGAGCUGGUUCUGGGGAAGCUGGCCACCACCCCCAGCGACGCCAGCUCAGUGCCAAAGUUCCCCCACCAUCAGAGCAGCGGCAUCACCCUCAAGAGGAGCCUGGUCCUCUCGAGCCGCCACGGCAUCCGGCGGAAGCUGGUCCGGCAGCUGGGAGAGCACAGGCGGAUCUACCAGUGCAGCAUCUGCAGCAAGAUCUUCCAGAACAGCAGCAACCUGAGCAGGCAUGUGCGCUCCCACGGCGACAAGCUGUUUAAAUGCGAGGAAUGCACCAAGCUGUUCAGCCGCAAGGAGAGUCUGAAGCAGCACGUCUCUUACAAGCACAGCAGGAACGAGGUCGACAGCGAGUACAGGUACCGGUGUGGCACCUGCGAGAAGACCUUCCGCAUCCAGAGUGCGCUGGAGUUUCACAACUGCCGGACAGAUGAUAAGACGUUCCAAUGUGAGAUGUGUUUCAGAUUCUUCUCCACCAACAGCAACCUUUCCAAGCACAAGAAGAAGCACGGGGACAAGAAGUUUGCCUGUGAAGUCUGCAGCAAAAUGUUCUACCGCAAGGACGUCAUGCUGGACCACCAGCGGAGGCACCUGGAAGGAGUGCGGCGGGUGAAGAGGGAAGACGUGGAGGCCGGCGGUGGCGAGAACCUGGUGCGCUACAGGAAGGAGCCGUCGGGAUGCCCGGUGUGCGGCAAGGUGUUCUCCUGCAGGAGCAACAUGAACAAGCACCUGCUGACCCACGGCGACAAGAAGUACACCUGUGAGAUCUGCGGGCGCAAGUUCUUCCGCGUGGACGUGCUCCGGGAUCACAUCCACGUCCACUUUAAGGACAUCGCGCUGAUGGAUGACCACCAGAGGGAGGAGUUUAUUGGCAAGAUUGGGAUCUCCUCGGAAGAGAAUGAUGACAAUUCCGACGAGAGUGCAGACUCGGAGCCUCACAAGUACAGCUGCAAAAGGUGUCAGCUCACCUUCGGCCGCGGGAAGGAGUACCUGAAGCACAUCAUGGAGGUGCACAAGGAGAAGGGCUAUGGCUGCAGCAUCUGCCACCGGCGCUUCGCCCUGAAGGCCACCUACCACGCCCACAUGGUCAUCCACCGCGAGAACCUGCCUGACCCCAACGUGCAGAAGUACAUCCACCCAUGCGAGAUCUGCGGGCGGAUCUUCAACAGCAUCGGGAACUUGGAGCGGCACAAACUCAUCCACACAGGUGUGAAAAGCCACGCCUGUGAGCAGUGUGGGAAGUCCUUUGCCAGGAAGGACAUGCUGAAGGAGCACAUGCGCGUGCAUGACAACAUCCGCGAGUACCUGUGCGCCGAGUGUGGGAAAGGCAUGAAGACCAAGCACGCGCUGCGCCACCACAUGAAGCUGCACAAGGGCAUCAAGGAGUACGAGUGCAGGGAGUGCCACCGCAAGUUCGCGCAGAAGGUCAACAUGCUCAAGCACUACAAGCGGCACACGGGGAUUAAAGAUUUCAUGUGCGAACUGUGCGGAAAAACUUUCAGUGAGAGAAACACGAUGGAGACGCACAAGCUCAUCCACACGGUGGGCAAGCAGUGGACGUGCUCCGUGUGCGACAAGAAGUACGUCACCGAGUACAUGCUGCAGAAGCACGUGCAGCUCACCCACGACAAGGUAGAGGCCCAGAGCUGCCAGCUGUGCGGGACCAAGGUGUCCACCAGGGCUUCCAUGAGCAGACACAUGCGGCGCAAGCACCCCGAGGUCCUGGCCGUGAGGAUCGACGACCUGGACCACCUCCCCGAGACCACCACCAUCGACGCCUCCUCCAUCGGUAUCGUCCAGCCUGAGUUGAGUCUGGAGCAGGAGGACCUGGCGGAAGGGAAGCACGUGAAAGCCGCCAGGAGGACUCACAAGAGGAAGCAGAAGCCAGAGGAGGAGGCCGGCGCCGCGGGGCCCGAGGAGGCCGCCUUCAGCGAGUUCUCGGAGAAGGAGGCCACGUUCUCGGGCGGCGUCGGGGACGAGACCAACUCUGCGGUGCAGAGCAUCCAGCAGGUGGUGGUGACGCUGGGUGACCCCAAUGUGACCACCCCGUCGAGCUCCGUCGGCCUGACCAACAUCACCGUGACCCCCAUCACCACCGCGGCCGGGACUCAGUUUACCAACCUCCAGCCGGUGGCCGUCGGGCACCUGACCACCCCGGAGCGCCAGCUGCAGCUGGACAACUCCAUCCUGACCGUGACCUUUGACACCGUCAGCGGCUCUGCCAUGCUGCACAACCGCCAGAACGACCUCCAGAUCCACCCCCAGCCGGAAGCCUCGAAUCCGCAGUCGGUGGCCCACUUCAUCAACCUGACCACCCUGGUCAACUCCAUCACGCCCCUGGGGAGCCAGCUCGGCGAGCAGCACCCGCUCACCUGGCGGGCGGUGCCCCAGACAGACGUGCUGCCGCCCCCGGCCCCCGCCCCGCAGGCCGCCCAGCCCCCGGUGCCGGCCGAGCAGCAGCCGCAGAUGUACAGCUACUGA